UUUCAGAAAAAUGUCAGAUUCAGGAAAAAAACUGUUUAGUCAGGAGAUGAGAGAAGUAACACGCAGUAUACACAAUAAAUCUGAUACAAUGGUCAACGCUAAACUCGGAGUCACCAUGAGCGAUGAUUCCGUCUGGGCUGAAGGUCUUCUUGUGUUCUAUGAGAUCUUUAAAUACCUAGAAGAUGCUCUGGAUCGUUAUAAAGAUUCAUUAAUCGGCGAUCUCCUCAUACCAGGGAUGUCUCGCACUCACGCCUUCGAAAACGAUUUAGAUCAUUAUCUUGGAAACUGGAGAGAUGAAUAUAUUAUUCGUCCUGAGGUUCAAGCAUAUCUCGAACAUCUCAGAAAACUGGAAGCUGACAACCCAUACUUGUUAAUUGCAUACAUUUAUCAUUUAUAUAUGGGACUUUUCUCCGGGGGACAAGUGCUGAGAGCCAAGAGGUUUCUGUCCUUAAGUUCCGUGGAUAAAGAUGGAGGAAAUUCAGUUACAUCAUAUGAGGAUACAUCUAUAGGAUCACUUAAAAAACAACUCAAGGCCGCAAUCAAUACACUUGUUGACAACCUAGAUACAGAUACUAGACAGGGAAUUUUAGAAGAAGGAAUAAAUGUAUUUAAACUCAACAACACUAUAAUUGCCAGCGUGAAGGGAGUUGACAUAGUUCUGCGACGUCGUUUACUCAAACUACUGAUUGCUGUUAUACUGCUGGUUCUCUUCCUGCUCACAUUCGUGUACAGUACUGGAACUAGUGAACAUGUAGAGAUGGAGAGCUAUAGUCUGGAGAAGGAUAAACUAGAACUAUAACAAAGAAAUGUAGACUCCAAAAUAGUAUAACAAGUAUAAAAAGUUUGGAGAAUGUGUCCUAAUUAAACCUUAUCCAGCUUAAUGCACCCCCUUUUCUUCAAAAAUAAAAGUAUUUCAGAAUUUU
Molecule: messenger RNA, 923 nt
Organism: Eurytemora carolleeae
Lineage: Eukaryota; Metazoa; Arthropoda; Copepoda; Calanoida; Temoridae
Gene: Ho
Product: heme oxygenase 1
Exons: 6
Coding region: 11-799 (262 amino acids)
Biological process (GO): heme oxidation
Molecular function (GO): heme oxygenase (decyclizing) activity
Source: RefSeq, a predicted model, not a curated record